Molecule: messenger RNA, 3100 nt
Organism: Salarias fasciatus (jewelled blenny)
Lineage: Eukaryota; Metazoa; Chordata; Actinopteri; Blenniiformes; Blenniidae
Gene: rint1
Product: RAD50 interactor 1
Exons: 15
Coding region: 852-2330 (492 amino acids)
Biological process (GO): retrograde vesicle-mediated transport, Golgi to endoplasmic reticulum; endoplasmic reticulum to Golgi vesicle-mediated transport; regulation of ER to Golgi vesicle-mediated transport
Cellular component (GO): Dsl1/NZR complex
Source: RefSeq, a predicted model, not a curated record
GGAAAGAUGGCGGCGCCCGCUGCAGCGUCGUAGAAGAAAGAAAAAGUGACCAAAGUUUGGAAAAGCCUUCAGAGGAUGUCAUGGAUUUUCUGGAGAGGGAGGUAGGCGCGCCCUUCGAUUCUUGGACAAUGUUGGCGCCUGCUGGAAAAGCUGAGAGAAGAGACGCCGUGCUUCAGAACAGGUCGUGAAUGUUUCUGGCUCGGUGCCUCCCAAAGUCUCGGAAGCUCUCUCAGUUGCGCGUGAAGCCAGAUGUUCUCUGGACGACCUGCUGCACAAGGAGCAGCUUCUCUCCAGCAGUGUGGACCAGCACUUAGCAGACGUCCAGUUGUGGAUGGAUGAUCUCGGCGAGACACGCGACCAAGUGGACACUAUAGAGAGGCACAUGAAGUACCUGCGCUGCCUUCAGCACCUGGAGGAGCUCAGUGCCGCAGUCCCAGCAGUGCCUGAUGACCAGCAGUGUGUCUGAAGCCAUCCGGGCUGUCGAUGCCUUGCUGCACUGGAAUGUGGACUGAAGCAGUCUGCAUGUUCCUCACUCAAAGGCUUCCUUUAUAAGACUCUUCGUUUCUGGCACAAGAUAAUCAAGGACCGGUUGUCCAGUGACUUUGACAAUAUUUUGACUCAGCUUCACUGGCCCAUGUUGUCCCCUCCCACUCACUCCUGACGCCGGCUGUCACGGCCAGGAGAUCAGCAGCCAGCUGGAGCUCGUCGUCACACAGCUGCUCGCUCUGCAGACCUCAGAUGAUAUCAUUUCACAGGCUUUGGUCCCCUCCCGAGGUGAACCGUCCCCUCAGCCUGGGUGUUCUGCCACACCUCCACCACACACUCUGCCCCUCUGUCUGCCAGUCCAGAUCAUGCUGCUGCCGCUCAGCAAGAGGUUCAAGUACCACUUCUCUGGGAACCGACAGACCAACUCCCUGAGCAAGCCGGAGUGGUACCUGACACAGACCCUGCUGUGGAUGGGGAACAGCUCAGCCUUCAUGGAGGAAAAGAUUCAACCGAUUUUAGAUCGAUCUGCUGCUACCAUCAAUGCCAGGGUGGAGUUAAGUCGAGGUCUGCUGUCUCUGGUCCAGGAGAAGGUGGCCUUUGAUGCUGGGCGGCUGCUGUAUGACGACGUGCUCUUCUGUCACUUGGUGGAAGAGGUGCUGCAGUUUGAGAAGGAGCUGCGAAGUACCUACUCAUACCCGAAAACAUUCCCGGGCCUGCUUCACCUGCUGCUGGACGAAGCAGUCUUGCAGAAGUGGCUGACGGUCGAAAAGAAGAUGGCCGUGGAGAAGAUGGAUGCCAUGCUCUCAGCAGAGGGAGCCUGGAGCUCUCAAUACAAAGACAUCAAUGACAUGGACGAGUUGAAGGCUCCAGAUUGUGCAGAGACUUUCAUGACUCUGCUGCAGGUCAUCACUGAUCGGUAUCAAGCCCUGCCCUGUCCCUCUGCCCAGCUGAAGUUUCUGGGGCUGCAAAGGGAGCUCGUGGAUGAUUUCCGUAUACGACUCACUCAGGUGAUGAAGGAAGAGUCUCGCUGCCCUCUUGGCUUUCGAUAUUGUGCCAUCCUCAAUGCUGUCAACUACAUUUCAACCAUCUUGGCAGACUGGGGAGACAAUGUGUUUUUCCUGCAGCUCCAGCAGGCGGCCGUUUCCCUGGGCGAGGACGCCUUGCUCAAGGGCCUGGGCGUGAUGGAGCUGGGCCGCCUGGCGUCUCUGGAGGGCUCUCUGUUCGACGGGGAACUGGCCCUGCUGGACCGUCUGAAAGGAGACAUGCUGGGGAGGCUGCUGGAGUGGACCAUGAGAGAAAUCACAGAAAAAGCCAAACCUUACUGUCAAGACAGGUGGCUGUCCCUGCCGUCCCAGCAUGACCAGUCCACCAUGUCCCUGUCCAGUUCAGCGUGUCCCAUGAUGCUUUGUCUGCGAGACAGACUGUUGAACCUUCAUCAGGUCCUCAGUUUCUCUCUCUUCCAGCUGGCUUGGCAGGGCCUGGCCGAGAGACUGGACAGCUUCAUCUACCAAGAGGUGAUCCUGUCCAAUCACUUCAGUGAUGGUGGGGCUGCUCAGCUGCAGUUCGACAUGUCCAGAAAUCUCUUUCCAUUGUUUGGACACUACUGCAAAAGACCUGAGAACUUCUUCAAACAUGUGAAGGAGGCCUGUAUCAUCCUGUGUCUGAAUGUGGGCUCGGCUCUCCUGCUGAGGAGCCUCCUGAAAGACUCCCGGGAGACCAGCGACUGGAUGAGUGCCGGGGAUCCUCCACCGGAGUCGGCUCUCAAUGAGCUGGGAGUGUAUUGCUUGGCAGCAUGCGAUGUGUUGAUUCUCCUGGGCCUCAGAGCGUCGUGGCCAGGACAGUAACACCCGUCCCGGGUCCUGGACCGCUCUCUACGUCUCUUUGACCCUUUCUCAAUGAUUUUCACCAGUUUAAUAUAGAAGUGACAGUAUGAUGGGGUUCCUUCAAACUCACAGGAUGAGCCAGUAGAAAGUGUUUAUACAAGAUGGUUUUCACCACUUUGUCACGGUUACUCUAGUAUCACAGUGUGGUGCUGCUGUGAACCUGGGAGUAUCUCAGCUGCCCCUGUCCACACAUGAAUGAGACAUUUAAAUGCAAAAAUAUGAAGUUGACUGGUUUUAUCUGUGAGCACAGUUCUGGCAUGUGGCUCCAUCUGCUUUGAGGUUGUCAUUGUAAGAAUUAAAGGAUUUUAUAAAUCCCAAAAGUCGCUGGACUUCCAGCGCGACUGAUUCACUCAGAAUAAAAACCAAGAUGAUGCUGGAACUUUCAACAAAGCUUCAUGUCUUCAAAUAUCCAGCAGAAUAAUUUUAUGGUCAGUAAAUACCAUAUUUUACUUCAUUUGAAUUCCCCAGAACACAUUCUGUUGCUCUUAUAUGUUCUUAGACAAAGUUUCUGUUUGAUUUGAAAGUUAAUUGAAUGAUGUUGCUUUCUCCGUUGUGAACAGUUUAAAUCCAUUAUGUUCAGAGCAGUGAUGGUGAAGAGUGCUUCACUCCUGUGAGGUGCACCUUUCUCUAAAUCUUCACGCAUCUCUUCACCUUUCAGUAUCAACUUUCUGUCUGUUUCAUACCUGAAACCACUGCUUCGUCUGCAUCUGAAUAAAAGCUGACAUUGUGCU